CCUUAGAACUUAGUGAUGCUCCACUUACCAGGGGCAGGGCAGGGGAGGAUGGAAACGGAAGAUGCAGUGCUUACCUUCGAUGGUAACGGAUAAUCAUGGGGAGUUAAUGUUGAAUGUUGUGAAUGUUGGAGAUGAGUCCUUGCUUAGAGGAAACUGGAAGUACAUCAUGUUGGACAGAGCGCAUUUCUUUGUGGUUCUGGGGUUUCUGCAGCAGAGCCCAGUGAAACUGCCAGUAAAGCGCAGCCGACGGCAUCCCUCAUGCAGAUCCAGCCGCGACAUGGCCACCGCUCUCCUAAGGAAAGUGGUUUCCGCCGUGGGCCCCCUGCUGCACCUGGGUGGCCUCCCGUUCUCCUCGCUCGCGCCGUGCCACCCGCGCGCCUGCCGUCAGGUCGGUGCGCCCCCCAGCCCGGCGGCCGCGCUCCUCUCCGCGCGCCUGGUACUCGGCCUGCAGCAGCCAUCCCUGGGCUUCAAGACCAAGGGCGUCCUCAAGAAGCGGUGCAAGGGCUGCUACCUGGUCAAGAGGCGCGGGCGUUGGUUCGUCUACUGCAAGACCAACCCGAAGCACAAGCAGAGACACAUGUAGCCCUCGGGCUGGGAAAUCCCUGCCCGGGAGACGGUGCUGCCUCGUCGAAAGGAAAAUAAAAGUAAACAUUCUGUAGCCUCCGUUCUGCUGACCUUCGGGUGUUGUGGACUCGGCGGCCUGCGUCUCACCUCCUUGUGGCUCAGGAUCCAGCCAAGCCUGAGACCCACCUGGGAACGUGUCCUUCUUAGCUCCUGCGCAACCUGUGUUUGCGCUCGGGCAGAGGACCGAACAUCGGGGGGAGGGAAAGCUGGCUUUAUCCCACGUCAGAAUGCAGGUUCUUUAGAAGACCACCCAGUGCGUUGGCUCUCUCUCGGCCCUGUCUCUGCAUUCAGCCACACUGCUGCUUCCCUGUGGAUUCAGACACGUGUUCUCACCAUUCCCAUCUCCAGGAUAAGCAGGGAAGGCCGUGAUAGCAGUCUUUAAGUCAAGGGAAAUUUAACUUGUUUAUACAUACAUAAAGGUAUUUUGGGCAUUGAUUAAA
This is a messenger RNA of Delphinapterus leucas (beluga whale), 1064 nucleotides long. RefSeq names its product mitochondrial ribosomal protein L36 (gene MRPL36). Gene Ontology annotation, cellular component: mitochondrial large ribosomal subunit; ribosome. Lineage: Eukaryota; Metazoa; Chordata; Mammalia; Artiodactyla; Monodontidae. The record is from RefSeq and is a predicted model, not a curated record. Gene Ontology annotation, molecular function: structural constituent of ribosome. Gene Ontology annotation, biological process: translation.